AUGGAACUCUUUCUUCUGCUCUUCAAGACUAAGAAUAGAGACCCAGGCAAGCAGAACUACCAGUCAGUUCAGAGAUUUGUUCAUACUCCACCUACCAAGAAUACUUCCAUAGAAGUCAAGGUGGAGCCAGAAUAUAUUGAUUGUGAAGUUGAUGUAAAAUAUACAUGCCAGGAUAUAAAGAGUGAAGAAGAACAUUCAAGUUUUGAUGUAGAGAGUGGAAAGAUCUGUAUGCAGAAGAAAAUAGACAUUUGGACAGUCUCAAAAGACCACAUGAGAACUCAUACAGGAGAAAAACCAUAUACUUGCUCUAUAUGUCAAGGAAGUUUUUCUCGUCAAAGUUACCUCAAAAGACACUUGAGAACUCAUACAGGAUAA
Macrobrachium nipponense is the source of this 375-nucleotide messenger RNA. RefSeq names its product zinc finger protein 26-like. Bases 1 to 375 code for a protein of 124 amino acids. Gene Ontology annotation, biological process: regulation of transcription by RNA polymerase II. Gene Ontology annotation, molecular function: DNA-binding transcription factor activity, RNA polymerase II-specific; RNA polymerase II cis-regulatory region sequence-specific DNA binding. The transcript is spliced from 3 exons. Lineage: Eukaryota; Metazoa; Arthropoda; Malacostraca; Decapoda; Palaemonidae. The record is from RefSeq and is a predicted model, not a curated record.